Molecule: messenger RNA, 558 nt
Organism: Apiotrichum porosum
Lineage: Eukaryota; Fungi; Basidiomycota; Tremellomycetes; Trichosporonales; Trichosporonaceae
Exons: 1
Coding region: 1-558 (185 amino acids)
Source: RefSeq, a predicted model, not a curated record
AUGCUAACGUGCUCCAACGAUGCCACUUGCUACCUCUUCGGCGCUCGAGAGGUGAUCAGCUUCUGCCAUGUGCUGCUGUUCUCCGACCGAUCAGAAGUCACCAAAUUGCGUUUCCCAAAGAACACCUUUCAGCGACUCGUUCUCAACGUCGGUACAAAUGGUGCAGCGUGGUUUAGCAAGCGCUAUUUGGUCAUUAUCAAUCGCUCCUCUCGUUCAUCCAAGGCUUCGAUCGUUUGCAAACUCGCCACUGCUGCCACAUCGAGAGCAGGCUUUACACUGCACUUGCAGCUCUACUAUGAGCUCGCUCCGCGCUCCGGCCCUAUUCACUUUACGAUUGUCAACCUGGACGAAACGUGCACCGCAACCUUUGGCACAAAACCCACCCAAGAGCGUUUUGCAAAACACUGCAUACAAGUGGCUGUUGGUCCCAAUCUGGACGACUGGACCGAGCCGUGCACUUUUGACUUCCUCACGGUGGACGACUACCGCAAGACAGUGAGCGAUGAGCAGUUUCAGCUGGAGACGGUCCGCUCCCCUUCCUGGUGGCGUCCCACCUAA